AUGGUCAUUGAAGUAGGGAACAUACGGGGGAUACCUAAUUACAGAAUAGAAGAUUACAGUGGUGAUAUUUCGGUAGAUGAGUUGGUAAAAAGACUAGAUGGAUACUACGAGAGGUUUCAAUUACGUCCGAGAUAUGUAGUGGGAUGCACUAAUAAACCGCUUUGUCGAGACAACACGAUAGAUGAUAUUAAGGGUAUGAAUGGAGUUACAAAGAUAAAUGCAUUUGUGAGUGUUCUAGGAGGAAAAGGGGGGUUUGGAGCCAACUUACGAGCGAACAAGGGCAGAUCAGGACGACAACCCAAACGAGAGACCAAGGAUCCAAAGACAUAUUACAAGGAUUUGAAAACGGGAGUUAAAACUAAAGAUAUUAACAAGUUGAAAAAGGCGUACGAGGCGCUCAAUGAGCAAAAUGGGCAAAUGGAUAAGGAUAAGGAAAGGCUUCAGCAAAAGAAGGAAAAGCUCCAGAAAGCUAUUGGGUAUUAUGAGAGUGUAUUGAAUGGUAAUACUGCCUCGCAAGAAAGGUUUCAGGAUACGGAGUUUCUUGAUGAACUAGAUGACGUGAUGAUGGAGGUGAGAAAUAGUGUCAAUAGUGCAUUGAAUCUGGAGUCUGAGUCUGACGACAAUUGGGAAAGUGAUUGGGAAUCAUCUGGCGAAGAACAGGAUGAACCCCAAGAAGGAUCAUCGAAAGACCUUGCAUCGGAAAAGACAAAUACGAUAAAUGCGAAACCAAAACCUAAAUUUGCAUCAUUUUUCGAUGAAGAGAAUGAAGAAGAGUAG
Messenger RNA from Debaryomyces fabryi, 777 nucleotides. RefSeq lists its product as uncharacterized. NCBI's taxonomy places the organism in Eukaryota, Fungi, Ascomycota, Pichiomycetes, Serinales, Debaryomycetaceae. The record is from RefSeq and is a predicted model, not a curated record. The transcript has a single exon. The coding region runs from base 1 to 777 and encodes 258 amino acids.